GCGGGCUCGCGGAGGCUUGGCCGUGUGGGGCCCGGCGGACGGGGGAGCAGCGAUGGCACCGAACGUGCAGAGCCGGGAAGGCGAAGGCCGGAGCCUCCGCAGGGGCCUCCGGGCCGUGCUGCUGGGGCCGCCCGGGGCGGGCAAGGGCACCCAGGCUCCUAAACUUGCUGAAACCUACUGCGUUUGCCACCUGGCAACAGGUGACAUGCUGAGGGCCAUGGUGGCUUCAGGAUCGGAGCUGGGUAAAAGGUUGAAGGAGACUAUGGAUGCUGGGAAGCUGGUGGGUGAUGAGAUGGUGGUGGAACUGAUUGAGAAAAACCUGCAGUCUCCUCCCUGCAAAAAUGGCUUCCUGCUGGAUGGUUUCCCUCGCACAGUGAAGCAGGCGGAGAUGCUGGAUGAGCUCAUGGAGAAGAGAAGCGAGAAGCUAGAUUCUGUGAUUGAAUUCAGCGUUGCUGACUCCUUACUCAUCCGGAGGAUCACUGGACGGCUGAUCCACCCAGCAAGUGGCCGCUCUUACCACGAGGAGUUCAAUCCCCCUAAAGAGCAUAUGAAGGACGAUGCCACCGGGGAGCCCUUGAUCCGCCGUUCUGACGAUAACGAAGUGGCUUUGAAAACUCGGCUGAAGUCCUACCACACCCAGACCAUCCCGCUGGUAGACUACUACACCAAACGAGGGAUCCAUACAGCCAUAGAUGCCUCCCAGUCCCCUGACGUGGUGUUUGCCAGCAUCUUGGCAGCCUUCUCGAAAGCCACAUGUAAAGACCUGGUUAUGUUUGUUUAGGGCUCUGCUAGUGCAGCACACUCCCUUCUCCUGGGGGGUCAGGGAGAGGAACGGCCCAUUAGAGAGCGGAAGGAGUGGGGAUGACAGCCGGAGAGAGGGCUGUGCAAAGUGUCCAUUAAACAAGCAGUUGCUGGUCUAUUUUUCUGGCCUAUGUCAGCAUGCUGGUAUGUUUCCGUAUACCUGUGUGUGAGAGAGAAUAUAGCCUGUAGGGGGCGCAGUGAGCUAAUGUACCGGCUCUUUGCUGCUAAUAACAUGAUUAGAUCCAGUCAGGUCAAAAGUGAAAGUUUGGUUUCUUCUGAAGAGUCCUAGUUAAUGGGAAAACAGCUGCACUUUCCGCUGUUCGAUCUCUUUGGCUGGGACCCAGCAUGGCAGUAGCAGGAGUACUGAAGGUCAUGGCUGAUCUGGGAGGGAGAAGCUCGCAGUACACAGGUCAAUGGCGUCUUCCAUGCCUCGCCGGACGGCUGUGGAAAAUAAAACGCUCUGUCUGCUUGCAGGAAGUGAGCGUUGUCUGUGUGGGAGGACGAAUGAAUGCAAAAUAUGUGAGCGGAGAGUGUGCUGCUUAGUACCAUUUCAGAGCAGACGCCUUUACCUUGUGGUACAUGUCCUAUUUAUUUUAUACUGCGUGAGCAGUGCUGUAAUAACCAGCCUUGUUUUCUUGGAGGGGAAUCUGGAUCCCAGUGGGUUUGACUCUAAAGGGGGAAGGUGAGCGUAGGCCGUAGGAGACUCCCCUUUGGAAACGGGGUGGGAACGGAAGCUGUCUCCUCAUCCCCUGAUCAUGGGAGACGAUGUGGCGAGCCCUUCGUGCCGUUUUCUCAAGGUUUCCAAACAAGUCAUUUUUCAAGAAGUGUGCGAUAAAAGCUUUGAGUGUCCUUGAGCCCUUCUGACUUGCCUUUUGAGAUCAUGGAAAUGCACUUGGGUUUCUCAAGCAAGCCUAAGUGCUCGUGCUGAAACCCGUGCUGCCCGAUGUUGAUUUUAACGUGACAGAGGUCAUGCUGCCCUCACAGUAAAAACACGGCUGGUAUGAAAGGAACGAACUCUGUCCUCUGUGGAAAUCUCAACAGUACGUAGAAGCUUCUGGUAUAAAUGCUUAUUGGCCCAGAUGAAGCUGAGUGUCCUUUAACCUUCAGUGUAUUUUGCUGACUUGGUGUAAUAGGCUGUGUAAUCUCAUUGUGUAUAGGAGAUGUGGAGUCUUUGUGCUGAGCUGCCUGAGGGACUGGCCCGUUCAGUUUGGGGGUCAGCCAGGAGGCAUUCUUCUCUCCUUUUGUUCAUGAUUUACUGUUAAUCACACUCUGCUCCUGGACAUCCUUUCCUGUGAAGUAUAGUCGUCCCUUCCCCCUUUCAAAAAUCUGUAAAUAGCCCCAGAAACUGAAAGUGGUCUCGUCACUGCUGCUCUCUGAAAGCAUGUGACUGUGCGGGAAGGGGCGUGGAGGGAAACCAGAAGUUUAGACUCUUGCUCUAUUUGGGUCUUCCCCAACUUCCACUGCCUUGCAGUGGUAUUUCCUCUUGCUUCACCGCAGCGUAGACUGUGGUGUUGCUGCUAGUGGGGUGCUGGGUACAGAUGCUCUGAAAGCAGAUAGGAGCUUCCAGUUAGUUCAGGAAUGUAAGAAGACUGGGUAUAGACAGCAACGGAAAUGAGUGUCUGUUGGAGCCACUACGGUAUAAUUGUUUGCCUGGAAUGACAGAAACGGUCCCUUGAGUGUACUUGAAUCUCUUGAGAAGGGGAGCCCAUGUAGCAAUAAUCUAAUGGCAGAUUCCCACUAAAUGGCCUGGAUUUGGGAACCAGCGCACCCCACCCCCAUGUGUGAUCUGCAUCUGUCCUACAUGUCAGCCUCAUUCUGCUGUUAACCAUGAUGGUUUGGUUUUUAUUUCUUAAAUCUGUUUGUUUUUUGUUUUUUCUUUUUGUUUCCCAUUUAUUUCAGCUCAGUGACUCCAUAGGCCAGACAAGACACGACCAAAGGCUGCAUGCUCCAUCACCUCACUCCAUCCCUUCCCCUUGGGAGAAAGGGAGGUUGGGAGGGAUAGGGGGGUCAUGGCUGAUCAGAGGAAAGGUGGGGAAGAAGGAGAAGGCAGAGUGGUUUGUUUCUCAUCAGAAUCAUGUUCAAGAGGAGAUUGAUCUUUAAUUAAAAAAAAAAGACAAAUAUUUGGGGAGGAAGAACACAUUGUAUUGUAUGAAAACGGAUUUCUGUGCCAAAGAUCAGACCGCUGAGCCUUUGCCCUGCGAUGAGCCUUGGACUUGGUGCAAUUUCAAGCUUCCAAAUGGGACUCUUGGUACUGCCGUUGCUUGGUGGCUCUGCAUGGUUUCUUUUUCCCCUAAGGUCAUUGUAGAAUGUGUUUCUGCUUCCUAAACGUAAUUCCCCUAUUGUAGGACCAAAAUGAAUACGUGAAAUGACUCCUUAGCUCUGUAAUAGAGAAAAGAGCUGACGAAAUUGUACUUCCCUCGUUUCCUGGAUAUUUUGGCCUUCCUAAAACAAGGCAAAGGUGGUCUGAGGAGCUUUCUGCUCCUGUGUGAUGCCAUCCAGGACCUGAGCUCAAGCCCAAGCCUUCCAUCUUUCUGAUCUUGAUAAAGCUGAACGUCCUAAAAUGCUGAAGAAAUACGUAGGAUUUUACCCCUCUUCCACUUGACUGGAAGCGACAAUGAAUUCGAUUUUUUUGCCUCUUUUUACAAACCAAAUGCUGCCUUGUCUAGUCUCUGAAUCAAUAAAACAUACUUUACAUUU
This is a messenger RNA of Mauremys mutica (yellowpond turtle), 3498 nucleotides long. It is a transcript of the gene AK2, whose product is annotated as adenylate kinase 2. Gene Ontology annotation, cellular component: cytoplasm; mitochondrion. The transcript has 6 exons. Gene Ontology annotation, biological process: ADP biosynthetic process. The coding region runs from base 53 to 781 and encodes 242 amino acids. Gene Ontology annotation, molecular function: AMP kinase activity; ATP binding. NCBI's taxonomy places the organism in Eukaryota, Metazoa, Chordata, Testudines, Geoemydidae. The record is from RefSeq and is a predicted model, not a curated record.